This is a messenger RNA of Symbiodinium sp. CCMP2456, 459 nucleotides long. NCBI's taxonomy places the organism in Eukaryota, Dinophyceae, Suessiales, Symbiodiniaceae. The record is from the annotation of a GenBank genome assembly.
AUGCAAAGCUCUUUGACGGCACAGCGCUCAUCUCUGAAAACCAAGCUGCCUGACAUCAGCGCAGCCCUGGAGGUCGUGGAGCACCUCGUGUCAAAGAGCAGCGAGGCAAGCGAGGACGAGCCCACGCAGUACACCUAUCAGCUAGCUGAGAACAUCUGGUCCAAGGCCUCCGCACCUCCCAGCAAGACGGUUUGCUUGUGGCUCGGUGCCAACUGCAUGCUGGAAUACACAUUGGACGAGGCCUUGGAUCUCCUGAAGACGAAUGAGAACAAUGCCAGGAGCCUACGCUCCAUGUCUCUGCACUGUUCAGCAAAUGACGACAUUGUCAUCACUGGAGGAGGCUCGCCAAGAGCCGGCAUGGUGAUUCGCGCUCCGAAUUUGCAGCAAGUCGAGCGAACGUCUCUUUACUUCGGGGGUCUCCACGGUGCGGCGCCUGCCCCCGGUUGCACUGCGAAGUAG